GCUGUGAACGAUCGGACGCGCUAGAUCGAAAGUGGCCGCGUCGUAGAGCCGACUCGACGAGACGGAAAAGAGCGAGUAAGAACACACAGAGAGCACAAGAGACCCUGCUAUCUUCUGCUGCUCACUAGGCACCAGCCCAUUACAGUCGCGCGGGGCAAAGCAUUAAGAAAACCUCCUGAGAAGAACAGUCAACCUUUUCACUUGCCUUGGCGAGAUCACUGCUGGACCGACCUACCUUCCAACCAACGAAAUCCACAGUGGGAAAAGAGGGAAACGAGAGAAAAAAAAGGAGCGUGAAAUUAGAGAAUAAGAAAAAUCACGAAAAUCGCCGGCGCUGGCGGGAAAACCGUGAAACGAAAGGAAAAGAAUAAAUUAUUAGUGAAGUUCCUAAAUUAGUGUUUCGUCAAGCUUUCUCUUCUUUUUCUGGGGGGAGGCUGCGGAAAACACGAGCCGAGAAUUCCAAAUCCGGGGUGUUACGGUGUUGACAUUUGUUUUCUUAAAUAUUGUUGAAGCGAUUUAAAAAUAGCGAAGAUCCAAUUGUAGAAUAGUGACCCCAAACGACGGCAACGACUACUCCGACGACGACGACGGCAGAUUGCAGUUGCAGCAGAAAAAUACGUUGAAGAUCAAUUAGUGCUGGAAUCAUCAUAAAGUCGUUGGUGAUUUGAGAGAGUGACGCGGGAAAGCAGGGAAUAUUGUCGCAAGUCCAGCCGAGUCGAGCGAGUGCAAAGUGUUUAGCAGCAGCAUAAAAAAAAUCUGUGACGGCUAGUUCGGGAGUUCGAAUUACCGCUGACGACAGCAGCCUAAAGCUGGCUACGAUUUGCUGCUAGGAGCACCCGGAGUGAGCCCUUGGCCUAGGGCUUCCGCGGGGCGGCCGCUACCAUGGGCACCCCAGUGAAAUGGUUAAUAACGACCACGCUUCUCGUAUGGUUCGGACAACACACAUAUGCGCAAUUUUGGCAAGAUUUGACAGGAGGCGUGGGCCUAUUUAAUCGAAACGACAGAGAUUAUGCGCGACCGGCGCAGCCCUACAUUGAUCCGAGCUAUAAUGUGAUAGACACAGUUACUGGUGCUCAGGGUCCACCGGCGAAAAACUGUACCGGUGGUGGAUGUUGUGUGUCAAAAUGUUUCGCCGAGAAGGGUAACCGAGGUUUCCCCGGUCCUCCCGGUCUGCAAGGACCGAAAGGCAUGGUGGGUUUCACCGGAUCCGAGGGUUUACCUGGCAGCAAAGGUGCCAAAGGUGAACCUGGUCCGAUGGGACCGCUCGGACUGAAAGGUGAUCGUGGUCGUGAUGGUUUGCCAGGCUAUCCUGGUGUGCCAGGAACAAACGGCCUACCAGGGGCACCAGGUGCACCCGGUAUUCCCGGUGUAGAUGGAUGCAAUGGAACAGAUGGUCUUCCUGGAUUACCCGGCUUGAAAGGCGAGCCUGGUCCACGAGGCUACCCAGGUCAACGAGGUGAUAAGGGUGACAAAGGUGAAGCAGCUCGAGAUCCCGAAAAUUAUAACAAAGGUCAAAAGGGAGAGCCAGGUCUGGAUGGAGUCGAAGGACUACAAGGGCGACAAGGGGAAGCCGGUGAACGUGGCUACGAAGGACGUCCUGGUCAACCUGGCAUUCCAGGUCCUCAAGGAUUGAAAGGGGACAAAGGUAUCAAAGGUUUCUGCAUAAAGGGACAAAAAGGUGACAAAGGAAUGAGGGGUACGGAAAGCUAUGAGGUUACGGGAAGCGGAGUUGGGACCGUUGGACCUGAGGGACAAAAGGGAGAUAAAGGUGAUGGAGGCAUACCAGGCACACUAGGAGAUAAAGGACAAGCUGGAGACCGUGGGCCAGGGGGUGAUCGUGGUUUGAAAGGAGAAAAGGGUUUGCCAGGCCAACCUGGUCCAAGAGGUCGCGAUGGUAAUUUUGGACCAGUUGGAUUGUCAGGACAAAAAGGUGACCGAGGUAUCGAAGGAUUGCAUGGCUUGAAGGGAAUGCCUGGACCAAAAGGUGACUCCGGUAGAGAUGGUGAGCCUGGUUUUCAAGGAAUUCCAGGACCACCCGGUCCUCCGGGCGGUGGUGAAGGGCGUCCUGGAGCACCAGGUCCGAAGGGUCCAAGAGGUUAUCCUGGACCACCGGGUCCCAAGGGUAUUGACGGCUUCCCCGGAGAUCCAGGGCCAAGGGGACAGAUUGGUCCUAAGGGAGGUCAAGGUAUUCCGGGCCGACCGGGUCCGGAAGGUUUCCCAGGAGAAAAGGGUGAUAAAGGAGAGUCUGGAGCAGUUGGUCUGCCUGGUCCACAAGGCCCCCGAGGAUUCCCAGGAGCACCAGGAACCGAAGGUCUACGAGGAGAAACAGGUGACCCAGGAGUAGGCAUAGUUGGACCCAAAGGUAACGCUGGUAUGGCUGGAUUCCCUGGAUUAAAAGGACAAAAGGGAGAACGCGGUUUCAAAGGUUUGAUGGGUUCCCCUGGAGAUGCAAAGGAAGGUCGCCCUGGUCUACCAGGUAGAGCAGGAGUUGACGGCCAAAAAGGAGAUUCUGGACGUCCAGGUUUAUCAGGAGCAAAGGGAGAUCGUGGUGAAAAGGGAGAGAUUGGUGGCCGUUGUUCGGAUUGCCGACCAGGACUUAAGGGAGAGAAAGGUGAACGUGGAUACGAUGGAACAGCAGGACGUCCUGGAGCCUCUGGCCCACCUGGUGAACGAGGUUAUCCCGGAGAAAUUGGUGUUGAUGGAAGCCCAGGACCACGUGGUGCGCCUGGACUUAAGGGUGAAUCAGGUAUCCCAGGUGUUCCAGGAGCCGAGGGUCCUGCAGGUGCACCAGCACUGAUAAACUGGAAUUUAGUGCAGCCCGUUAAAGGUGAAAAAGGACCGAUGGGACAACCUGGAAUUGCCGGUAUCAAGGGAGAGAGAGGAGAACGAGGUAACUCUGGCCCUGUUGGACCGAGAGGUCCUGCAGGUCCUAAGGGAGACAAAGGACGGCCGGGUGAACCAGGUAUCGAUGGUACUCCAGGACCGUUAGGUCGCGAUGGAACACCGGGAAAACCAGGAGAAUCGAUUAGAGGUGAUCCAGGUCUGAAGGGUAAUCCAGGAUAUCAAGGCGAAAAAGGUGACAAAGGUAUUGUGGGCUUCAAGGGUGAGCCAGGAAGAUGCGCUAGUAUUCCUCCGAAUCUAGAAGCUGCUGUCAAGGGCCCACCAGGAGCUCCUGGUGACAAAGGUUUCAUGGGUCCGCAAGGUAUUAGAGGAGAAAAGGGAGACAAAGGAGAUCGUGGUUUGACUGGACUUGGUGGAUCUCAGGGUCCACAAGGUCCCCCCGGUCCAGUUGGCCCUAGAGGUCUUCCUGGUCCUCGAGGAGAAAAGGGCAUUCCCGGUCCAAUGGGAUUCCCUGGUAACACCGGCAAGGACGGCAACUCAGGUAUUCCAGGACUACCCGGAUCGAAAGGAACCAAAGGUGACCCAGGUCUAUCGAUGGUUGGCCCACCAGGUCCGAAAGGUAACACGGGUUUGCGAGGUCCAAAGGGAGAUCGUGGUGGCUCUGGUGAUCGUGGUGAUACAGGCCCGCCUGGUAUCGUUGGCUAUCCUGGUGAGAAAGGCGACGCCGGAAUUGCUGGUUUCCCUGGUCUACCUGGACAAGUCGGUCCGAAGGGUGAGCUUGGUCCGAAAGGACCUGCUGGCCUUCCAGGAGCUCCUGGUCGACCAGGUAUUGAUGGCGUGAAAGGUUUGCCGGGUCUCAAAGGUGAUGUUGGUGCUCCGGGAGUGAUUGGAUGGCCUGGACAGAAGGGUGAUACAGGUCCCCCGGGUAAUGACGGUUCGAAAGGAUUCCAGGGUCGAAAGGGAGUUCAAGGUUUGCCGGGAGCCCCAGGAUUGCCAGGAUUACAAGGACCGAAAGGUGAACGUGGAGACAAGGGAGACAAAGGAGAGUAUGGCCUAUCGGGAGCUCCUGGUUUGUUAGGUCCUCCAGGACCUCCUGGUCCAAAAGGAGAUAAGGGUUUGUUGGGUCCACCUGGAUUAGACGGAUUAACAGGACUACCAGGAGACAAGGGUGAUCGUGGAUUCACUGGAACACCUGGUCUUGUAGGCGAACCUGGCUCCUCUUCCGAAAAAGGACAGAAAGGUGAACCAGGUGCUCCAGGAUUGCGUGGAAUUGACGGCCGACCAGGUUUGAAUGGUAUUUCUGGACCAAAGGGUGAACCAGGACUUCCAGGAUAUGGAAGGCCUGGAGCUUCGGGUGAGAAAGGUGAUCGCGGAAAUCCUGGCCUCGAUGGUUUAUCAGGCCUUGAUGGACCGAAAGGUGAUGCUGGAGUUACUGGUUUCCCAGGUAUUAAAGGUGACAAGGGUAGCUCUGGUCUCCCAGGUGUUCCGGGCUCACCUGGUAUGGAUGGUCUUCCUGGUACUGAAGGUGCUCCAGGUCUCCGUGGUUUGGAUGGCGAAAAGGGUUCUAAGGGUGAAAUUGGACGCAUAGGAGAACGAGGUGAUCGUGGUGAAAAGGGUGACAUGGGACCACCAGGACCGGCUGGAUAUAUGGGUCUGAAGGGUGACCGCGGUGUUCCGGGAGAACGAGGAGCUCCAGCAACCGUUCAGGAUGUUAAGGGAGACAAGGGUGAUCAAGGAUUGCCAGGAGCUCCUGGAGCUCCAGGUAAGGUGGGCGUUCCUGGAUUAAUUGGAGAAAUUGGUAUGAAAGGAGCGCAAGGUGUGCAAGGUCAACCUGGUUUCCCAGGACCACCGGGGCUAUCAGGCUUGCCUGGUAUGAAAGGUGAUCUUGGACCUGCAGGAGAGAAGGGUGAACCAUGCCCAGUGGUCAAAGGAGAAAAGGGUCUACCUGGACGCCCUGGAAAGAAUGGAAGGGAUGGUGGCCCUGGACCAGCAGGAGAAAAGGGUGACAAAGGACUGCCUGGUUUGGUUGGUCCCGAGGGCCCAGUUGGUUUACCUGGUCCUCUAGGAAGACAAGGUGAAAAGGGUGAUCGAGGUGACUCGGGUAUUGAAGGCCGACCAGGAAAGGACGGAUUCCCGGGACCGCAGGGACUUAAGGGUGAUCGCGGAUUUCCAGGAGAGAAAGGCAAUCCAGGACCCCCAGGAUUCCCUGGACCACAGGGUGAGAAAGGUGACAGAGGUCGAGAUGGUCGCGAUGGCUUCAAUGGUCCUCAAGGUCUCAAGGGUGAACGUGGUCCACAAGGACCGGAAGGUGCAACAGGAUUGGGUGGCGUAUUUGGAGAAAAGGGUGACAAGGGCAACCGAGGUCUUCCUGGUCUUGAUGGUGCUCCAGGCGAAAAAGGUCAAAAGGGUGAAACCCCAUUGUUGCCUCCACAGCGCAAAGGUCCUCCUGGUCCACCUGGCUUUGAUGGCCAGAAGGGUGAAAAGGGACUAGUCGGUAUUCAAGGACCACCAGGUAUCCCUGGAUCACCUGGAGCGCCUGGUGAAAUCGGCUUGCGUGGCAUUGAAGGUGCACGUGGUCUACAGGGCAUCCGAGGUGAGAUUGGCCUAGAAGGACGUGCUGGUCGUGAUGGUUUCCCAGGAACACCAGGUGCGAAGGGAGAGCAAGGUGCUCCAUGUUCUCCAGCCCCUGAUUAUCUUACUGGAAUCCUACUCGUCCGACACAGUCAGUCGGAAGAAAUUCCACAGUGUGAACCGGGCCAUGUCAAACUAUGGGAUGGUUACUCUCUGCUGUACGUCGAUGGAAACGAUUAUCCACACAAUCAGGACUUGGGUUCCGCUGGUUCAUGUGUUCGUAAGUUCUCAACACUGCCAAUUCUGGCCUGUGGUCAGAAUAAUGUUUGCAACUAUGCCUCGAGAAAUGAUAGGACUUUCUGGUUGUCUACGUCGGCUCCGAUACCGAUGAUGCCUGUGAGUGAGCAUGAGAUGCGUCCAUACAUUUCACGUUGUACGGUCUGCGAAGUGCCGUCCAAUGUGAUAGCGGUACACAGUCAAUCGUUGGCGAUACCAAACUGCCCCAAUGGCUGGGAGGGUCUAUGGAUCGGUUACAGUUUCUUAAUGCACACUGCCGUUGGCCAUGGUGGUGGCGGUCAGUCCCUAUCAGGACCUGGUUCCUGCUUAGAGGACUUCCGUGCCACUCCCUUCAUCGAGUGUAACGGUGGCAAGGGUCAUUGCCACUACUACGAGACGCAGACAUCGUUCUGGCUCGUUUCGCUCGAAGACCACCAACAGUUCGAGCGGCCGCAGCAACAGACCCUCAAGGCCGGCAAUUUGCUAUCGAGAGUAUCCAGAUGUCAAGUGUGUACUCGAGUCUAGUUCUAACUUCUCUUCCAGUAGUGUGCACAUCCGACGAUUGCAAUAGUAUGUGCCUUCUUAAGUUAUUUCUCAAAAGAUUGAGAUCAUGUUUUAGAGAUGUUUUUUGUAGGGAGAAGUGUAACUAGAUUCUAUGUCGUAGAAGAAAAGUCCGAAAAGAAACCAAAAAUAUGUAAAAACUGAAAGUAUGUAAGUAAACGAGUUUAAAUUCCUGUAGCUUUUAUAGAGAGGAUACGCAAUCAUGUUAAGGUAUACUUGAAAGAAGAAGAAGAAGGUGAAAACCCGUGCUAGUUUCCAGUAGUUAAUUUGUUUGUAAUACCAUAAAACUGCCCACGUUUUGGAAAUACUACCAACAAAACCACUCACUAAAGUAACACCGCCGAUUUUCCUUAAUCAAAAACCUCCCAGCAACGAAUUUAGCUAGCUAGUAACGAAAGAGUAUAUGUCUAAUUUUACCAGUGCGACUAUCAUUGUGAUUGAUUUCGAUUGUACGAUUAAAUGUGUAACAGUUUCCAAUACUGCCCAGGAUCGCCAUUUCGGUUUAAAACUCAAAGAGUGUAACCCUGCAAAUUGAUGUGUUCAUUAAACAGCGAAAAAGGGAAUCCAAAUUUUCCAAGUGGACAUGUCGACCGACAUCUAAAUUUUAACUAGAAUUAAUAGCUACGAUUAAUUACCGAUUAAAGUGCCAUCAGCGACAGUCAUUCAGAAAACAAAAGGAAAAUCUACAGCAAAUGCCAUUAUGAAAGAAGUCCAGUACGAAGAAAUCCUUACUAAAAAUUUGCAUUUUGUGAACUGUACAUUUCCGCUAUUUUUACGCUAAGUGUUGUAACCAAGUAACUUUUACAUAUAUUUUUUUUGCGAUUUCAUUCAGUGUACUAGUACCGAAACAGUCAGAAUAAAGUUCUUACAAAAAUUA
Molecule: messenger RNA, 7126 nt
Organism: Ochlerotatus camptorhynchus
Lineage: Eukaryota; Metazoa; Arthropoda; Insecta; Diptera; Culicidae
Gene: Col4a1
Product: Collagen type IV alpha 1
Exons: 6
Coding region: 883-6213 (1776 amino acids)
Biological process (GO): extracellular matrix organization
Cellular component (GO): collagen trimer
Molecular function (GO): extracellular matrix structural constituent conferring tensile strength
Source: RefSeq, a predicted model, not a curated record